Molecule: messenger RNA, 1065 nt
Organism: Histoplasma mississippiense
Lineage: Eukaryota; Fungi; Ascomycota; Eurotiomycetes; Onygenales; Ajellomycetaceae
Exons: 3
Coding region: 1-1065 (354 amino acids)
Source: RefSeq, a predicted model, not a curated record
AUGCUUAAAUCUUCUAAUUACACUGAGGAGCAGUUGCAAAGAGCUGUUGACGCGUACAAAAGCAAUUCAAAAUUAAAAAUCACAUCUCUGUCGCGAGAAUUCAAAGUCCCAUAUGCCACCUUGUAUGGGAGGAUCAACGGGAAGAAAUCAAGGACUAUGAGGGUUCCACUGAAUAGAGCAUUGAAUGACAGCCAGGAGGAGGCAAUUAAGAUAUGGAUUCAUCAGUUGGAUAUUAAUUUUUGCCCGCCCACCAUCGAGCAUAUCGAAGCCGCCGCGAACCGCAUGUUGAGACAGCAUCAUACAGAUCCAGAGACCGCACCUCCCACAGUCCAUCUAGAGGAUUGGUAUACACACUCCAACUUACCUGACAACUACACCAUCACCGCAUCCGAGUCUGACUUUACAAAUGAUGAGAUUGGAUUUGAAUGGAUCAAGCGGUUCAAUAAGAUGACAAAAAAGUGUCAAAUGGGCAAAGAAUUCAUCCAAUACUGCGACCUCCAUAAGAUUAUUCUAUUCAGAUUCCCAUCUCAUACAAGUCAUAUUCUACAACCUCUUGAUGGCGUACCUUUUCAGCAGUAUAAGCAUUAUCAUACAAAGGCAGUUAAUGAGGCCGCCCGCUACGGAUAUGAGCAGUAUGGUGGCAGACAAUUCCUUGCUAAUCUGGAGAGCGUCCGACUGCAAGCAUUCAAACCUGGCACUGUGAGAGCUGGCUUUGCCGACCGCGGAAUGUAUCCAGUUAAUCGCGAUAUAAUUCUCAAUCGAUUGAGACCUCUUACCAUUGAUGAUGCCCCGGAUCUCAACAUAUACGAUGGCGAUGGUGAUGUAUGCAAUCACUUUACCCCGCCGCCUGCAGAUCGACCGUCAACUGCCUCUUCGCAAUUAACCUCCCCAGAGACAGUUGCAAAACUACGUCGCCAAAUCGAUGCAGCAGCCAAGGCCUUACAAGAUGUGAAGGAUACCCUUACACCUGGUUUGACAAGGCGGUUGGACAAGAUCUUCAAGGGUAGCAUGGUCCAGGCGGAAUUGAACGCGCACCGUGAGGGUGAAUUUGCAGGUCAUUAUUGA